This is a messenger RNA of Anoplophora glabripennis (Asian longhorned beetle), 751 nucleotides long. RefSeq names its product solute carrier family 26 member 6-like. Gene Ontology annotation, cellular component: membrane. The transcript has 5 exons. Gene Ontology annotation, biological process: transmembrane transport. The record is from RefSeq and is a predicted model, not a curated record. Gene Ontology annotation, molecular function: bicarbonate transmembrane transporter activity; chloride transmembrane transporter activity; sulfate transmembrane transporter activity. Lineage: Eukaryota; Metazoa; Arthropoda; Insecta; Coleoptera; Cerambycidae. The annotation marks the transcript as partial.
CCAUGGUUGUCGAAGAAAACUAGGAUACCAUUCCCCAUAGAGCUGGUGGCUGUCGUGAUAGGGACUACUGUCAGUUAUUUUGGCAACUUGAACGCGAAAUAUAAUAUCAGCGUUGUAGGACACAUCCCAACAGGAUUACCAGAACCGGCCCUGCCUGCUUUUGAACUGAUACCCCACAUCUUCCUGGACUCUUUCGUCAUCACCAUGGUCUCCUACACCAUCACCAUGUCCAUGGCCCUGAUCUUCGCCAGGAAGCUGAUGUACGAAGUAGACUCGAAUCAGGAACUUCUGGCGUUGGGUGUCAGCAACACUGUAGGAUCUUUCUUCUCUUGUAUACCGAUCACGGCCUCGCUGUCGAGGUCCAUGAUCCAGCAGGCGGUGGGAGGGGUCACCCAGAUAGCCUCGGUGGUGUCCUGCUGCAUCCUCCUGGUGAUUCUGCUGUGGAUAGGGCCGGUUUUCGAGACGUUGCCCAGGUGCGUUCUGGCUAGCAUCAUCGUCGUAGCUCUCAAGGGCAUGCUCGUCCAGUGCACCGCCGUGUUGAAGUACUGGCGGCUGAGCAAGUGGGACGCCGUGGUGUGGUUCAUAACUUUCGCCACCACCCUCUUCGUCCAGAUCAGUUACGGGCUGGCGGCGGGUGUAGCUGUGUCUUUGCUCAGCGUCUUCAUCCAGGGGUACAAGCCUUAUACUUGCUUGUUGGGCAUCGUGCCCAAUACGGACCUCUACUUGGAUAUCAAGCGGUACAAAGGGACCU